This is a messenger RNA of Lotus japonicus, 1362 nucleotides long. RefSeq names its product B3 domain-containing transcription factor VRN1-like. Lineage: Eukaryota; Viridiplantae; Streptophyta; Magnoliopsida; Fabales; Fabaceae. Gene Ontology annotation, molecular function: DNA binding. Bases 75 to 1100 code for a protein of 341 amino acids. The transcript is spliced from 4 exons. The record is from RefSeq and is a predicted model, not a curated record.
GUGAUUACAGAAAUUAAGUCAUUAGGAUUAAAAUAUUUGAAUUGCUGUUAUGCUUGUGAAUUUAUUUAUGUAGAAUGCUAACAUACGGUUCUACACAGAAGAUUCCAAACGGUUUCACUAGGAAAUUCAAUGGUGAUAUGUCAAACCCGGUAAUUCUCAAGCCUCCAGAUGACACUAAAUGGGAGAUACAUUGGAGCAAACAUGAUUCUGAGAUUUGGUUUCAAAAGGGUUUGAAAGAAUUCGCGAAAUAUUACUCCCUGGAUCAUGGGCACUUGGUGUUGUUUGAAUUCAAGGAUGCCUCUAAUUUUGAGGUGCGUAUAUUUGGCAAGGGCACCCUUGAAAUAGAAUAUCCUAUGAUCCAUGGCAAUCAAGAUGAACAGAACAACAACCUUGAUCAGAUGAGUGACAACUCAGUUGAAAUUUUGGAUGAGCUACCUCCAUGCAAGAAGACUAGGCUAAAAUCACCAAUAUCAAAAACUCAACCACAUAGGAAAUUGAGAGCUGGAAUUACUGGAGAUGUUGGAAGUAGCUCCAGAUUGAAGAAUUAUUCAAAACAAGUCAAAGUUGAAGGUAAUCAGUCCCAAGAUGCAAACUUUGAGAAGUCAACAUUUGAACCUGACCAGAACAAAUUGGAGGAGAAUAUGGAUGGUACCUCUGGAUUUGAGCAUUUAACUCCUAAAAUAACUGAAGGUUUAAAAAGAGGCACAACCUUGAGAUCUAUAAACCCCUCUUUCAAGAUUGUCAUGAAAUCUUCAUAUAUUGGUGGAUAUUCCUUGCACAUCCCAUCAAAAUUUGCAGAAACAUAUUUGAAGAAGAAAGAUGGUGAUAUCUUCCUUGAGGUCUUGGAUGGGAGAAGUUGGCAUGGUACAUAUGAUCUCUACAAAAUUAAAAAUGGAUGGAGGCAGUUUGUAUUGGAUAAUAAUUUGAAAGCAGGGGAUGUUUGUCUUUUUGAGUUGACUAAGAAACAACCCCUUUCUUUUAAAGUAUUGAUCUUUCCACUUGAGGAAGAGCCAUAUCCCCAUUCACCACAAGAAUCAGCUCAAGGAGAUGCAGUUAAUAGCUUAGACCCUGCAACUGCAAGAAAGAACCCCAGAUGUUAAAAGUGAAACUAUUGCUGCUACCAGUAAUAACGGUAAAUCAACAUGAAGGCUGAAGCCAAAUUAUUCGGAAGGAUCAAAGGAUGGUAAGGUUUAUGAAGUGGCAAAUGAAAGAGGUUUCUCCUAGUACCCAUAAAAAAUGCAUAUAAUCAGUUUGUACUUUGUAUGGGGAUUGUAAAAAACUGUAGUUUCAUGGAAAUUUUAUAUCCUGAAAGCAGCAAGGCUGAGGCCUGAGGUUAUUGUUAUUAUGUUAUACUUCCAUUAA